Messenger RNA from Paramecium octaurelia, 537 nucleotides. Lineage: Eukaryota; Ciliophora; Oligohymenophorea; Peniculida; Parameciidae. The record is from the annotation of a GenBank genome assembly.
AAAUGAUUGAGUAAUCAAUAGAUGGGGGUUUCAUUCAUCAGGCAGUCUUGGGAUUAGAGAUAUUUACACAAAAAGAGAAGAUAAGUUAAGAAGAGGUUUGUAACAAUGAGAUGGAGAGAAUUCACAAUAAAGCCAUUUUUGAUGCCUUCAAUGAAUCAUUGGAUUACUUUAGACCUUUUGGAAUCAAAGGAAAGCCAUUGCCUUGGAGAAGGAAUGUGAUUUCCAGGUAAGUUAAAGAUUUGGAUGAGACUUUGAAUCAAUCUGCAUCCAAAGUAGUGCAAUGGGCUGAGACUCUCUGUGGAAUACUAUUGCCACAAGGAAGUCAGAUAGACAACGAUAUCUUGCCAUAGGUGAGAGAAGAGAGAUUAGACAAGUUGUUAAAGUAGGAAGUAAGUCUAUUGAUUGAAGAAUUAGGUACUUGAAAAUGAUGAUAGAUGGCAAGAAUUUGAUGAAGAACAUACGGAGGUGACAUUAGAACUGAGUGAAUUAGUUUUUAAUCAUCUCAUAACCGAGGUGAUGCAGGAAUUACGAAAUUGA